This is a messenger RNA of Zophobas morio, 670 nucleotides long. Its product is annotated as density-regulated protein homolog. Gene Ontology annotation, molecular function: translation initiation factor activity; mRNA binding. The transcript is spliced from 4 exons. Gene Ontology annotation, biological process: translation reinitiation; formation of translation preinitiation complex. Lineage: Eukaryota; Metazoa; Arthropoda; Insecta; Coleoptera; Tenebrionidae. The coding region runs from base 77 to 619 and encodes 180 amino acids. The record is from RefSeq and is a predicted model, not a curated record.
CCUAAUUUCCCUUUGAGGUUAGUUCUCCAUUCCGAUCACGAAUUUUUUUGGGUUAAUUAAAAAAAAUAGGGCGAUUAUGUCACUGGAAGAGAAGUUACAGAUGGGCCCCAAACCGGGUUUAGCGUAUCCGCUUCAAGUAAUCUACUGCGGCAACUGUACGAUGCCAAUUGAGUACUGCGAGUACUAUCCCGAAUACGACAAGUGCAAACAGUGGCUGGAACGAAACUUACCCGACGAAUUCGAGAAAGUGAAGAUCGGGGAUGAAGCCAACGAGAGCGGGGGCGGCGAAGAAGAGAAGAAACGCCAGAAACGCGGGGGCAAAGGCAUGAUCAAAACUAAAAAGAAGGAGGACGGGCCUAAGCAGGUGUGCGUGUCGAGAGCACCAAGAGGGAAAAAGAAGUCAGUUACUGUCGUCACAGGACUCAGCAGUUUUGAUAUUGAUCUGAAAGUGGCUGCUAAAUUCUUCGGAACGCGAUUUGCGUGCGGAUCGUCGGUCACAGGCGACGAUGAAAUUGUAAUUCAGGGAGACGUUAAAGAUGACCUAUUUGAUGUGAUUCCUGAAAAGUGGCCAGAGAUUGAUGAAGAUCUAAUUGAAGAUUUGGGCGACCAAAAACGAUAAUCACACUUUAUUUAAUUAUGUAUUUAUAUCAAUACAGUUGUGUGUUUUUCA